AGUUACUUCGCUGGUAGCCGAUAAUCGGGUAAGUUGUGGGAAAUUUUACAUUUUGAUCAUAUAAGGCCCUUAAUUUAUUGAUCACAAGAUAAAUCCCUACUUAAGUCUUUUAAAUCCACUUUAAAUUAAAUCAAAAUUUAAAAAAAAAAAAAAAUCAUUUAUAGGUCUCAUUAAAGGGGACACUUUGUUAUAGUUGUCAAUUUGUAAAUCUAGUCUACGUACGUCAACUUCAAAAUAUCUUUCAAAUGUCUUUAAAAUGUUAUUAAAAGGUGGUUAAAGUGUUAUUAAAAGGUUAUAAAAUUGUUAUUAAAAAGUAGAAGUUUUGUCAAAUGUGCAAUUUAAUUUUUUGCGUAAACUAUUGUUAGAAGCUGCUCACAAGAAACUGACAAAAUUGUCAAAAAUUGAGCAGGAUUUUAUGGUUUGUGUGAAAUUAUGUUCGAAACACAAGAUUGAGUUUUUUUUCCCACAGUAUCCAAGAGACGCAGCGUAAGAAAAUGGCAACAUCCUUCGGACGUUUACAAGAGCAGUCUCAACGGCUCACGAAGCUGCUUAUGGAUUUCUCAGGUAAGACCAGUCUCAACGGCUCACGAAGCUGCGUAUGGAUUUCUCAGGUAAGACCAGUCUCAACCGCUCACGAAGCUGAUUAUGGAUUUCUCAGGUAAGACCAGUCUCAAUGGCUUACGAAGCUGUGCUUGGAAUUGUCUAGUAAGACCAGUCUCAAUGGCUUACGAAGCUGUGCUUGGAAUUGUCUGGUAAGAGCAAUCUAUAGGGCUUACAACACUGCUUAUGGAAUUCUCAGGUGAGAAAAGUCCUUACAGUUCACGAAGCUGCUAAGGAAAUCUCAGGUAAAAGCAGUUACUACGGUUUAAAAAGCAGCUGAUGGAAAAAGAGCAGUCUCUACGGCUAAGGAAGCUGCUUAUGUAAUUUUCAGUUAAGAGCAGUCUUUUCGCCUAACACAGUUACUUAUGGAAUUCUCGGAUAAGAGCAGUCUCUUUAGGUGAUUAAGUUGAUUAUGGAAUUCUCAAGUGAAAACUAAAACAAAACUCAACACAUUGGGACUACCCUAAACCUAACCCAACACAUUGGGACUACCCUAAACCUAUCCCAACACAUUGAGACUACCCUAAACCUAACCCAACACAUUGGGACUACCCUAAACCUAACCCAACACAUUGGGACUACCCUAAACCUAACCCAACACAUUGGGACUACCCUAAACCUAACCCAACACAUUGGGACUACACUAAACCUAACCCAACACAUUGGGACUACCCUAAACCUAACACAACACAUUGGGACUACCCUAAACCUAACCCAACACAUUGGGACUACCCAAAACCUAACCCAACAAUUUUGGACUACCCUAAACCUAACCCAACACAUUGGGACUACCCUAAACCUAACCCAACACAUUGGGACUACCCUAAACGUAACCCAACACAUUGGGACUACCCUAACACUAUCCCUAACCCAACACAUUGGGACUACCCUAAACCUAUCCCUAACCCAACACAUUGGGACUACCAUAACCCUAUCCCUAACCCAACACAGUGGGACUACCCUAACACUAUCCCUAACCCAACACAAUGGGACUACCCUAACACUAUCCCUAACCCAACACAUUGGGACUACCCUAACACUAUCCCUAAACCAACACAUUGGGACUACCCUAACACUAUCCCUAACCCAACACAUUGGGACUACCCUAACCCUAAAACUAACCCAACACAUUGGGACUACCCUAACACUAUCCCUAACCAAACACAUGGAGACUACCAUAACCCUAACCCAACACAUUGGGACUACCCUAACCCUAUCCCUAACCCAACACAUUGGGACUACCCUAACCCUAUCCCUAACCCACCACAUCGGGACUACCCUAACCCAACACAUUGGGACUACCCAAACCCUUUCCCUAGCCCAACACCUUGUGACCACCCUAACCCUAUCCCUAGCUCAACACAUUGGGACUACCCUAAAACUAACCCAACACAUUGGGACUACCCUAACACUAUCCCUAACCCAACACAGGGGGACUACCAUAACUCUAACCCAACACAUUGGGACUACCCUAACCCUAUCCCUAACCCAACACAUUGGGACUACCCUAACCCUAUCCCUAACCCACCACAUCGGGACUACCCUAACCCAACACAUUUUGACUACCCAAACCCUUUCCCUAGCCCAACACAUUGGGACCACCCUAACCCUAUCCCUAGCCCAACACAUUGGGACUACCCUAACCCUAACCCAACACAUGGGGACAAAGUGGAUUGUUUCUAAGUCAAUUCAAACUUUGGUAUUUUUAUGACGUCAAAAGAAUUUAACACAUCGUCUAGACAUCGUGGCUAAGCCACAGAUAAAGUCUACAAUGCGAUAUGUACUCUAGGAUGCUAUAUUCCAAAUAUAAUCAGAUAUCCACUCUAGGAUUAUAUAUUCAGUUUAGGAUAAGAUAUUAACAAAUAGGUUCAGAUAUUCACUCUAGGAUCAGAUACUCGCAAUAAUAUGAUAUAUUCACAACAGGAUGAGAUAUGCACUCUAGGAUUAUAUUUUCAAUAUCAGAUGAUAUAUUUAAUGCAGGAUGAGAUAUUCAAUCUAGGAUGAGAUGUUCAAUCUAGGAUGAUAAUUUCACUAUAGGAAUAUAAAUAUAGACAUUACUUGACAUAAUUGUGUAGACUUUGAGACACGAUCAUACUAGGAUAGUAUUUAAGACAUGAUCAUACUUGUGUAGUCUCUUAGGCAUGAUCAUACUUGUGUAGUCUCUUAGGCAUGAUCAUACUUAUGUAGUCUCUGAGUACGAUUAUAUUUGGGUAGUCUCUUAGGCAUGAUCACACUUGUGUAGUCUAUUAGGCAUGAUCAUACUUGUGUAGUCUCUUAGGCAUGAUCAUACUUGUGUAGUCUCUGAGUACGAUUAUAAUUGGGUAGUCUCUUAGGCAUGAUCACACCUGUGUAGUCUAUUAGGCAUGAUCAUACUUGUGUAGUCUCUUAGGCAUGAUCACACCUGUGUUGUCUAAUAGGCAUGAUCAUACUUGUGUAGUCUCUUAGGCAUGAUCAUACUUGUGUAGUCUCUGAGUACGAUUAUAAUUGGGUAGUCUCUUAGGCAUGAUCACACCUGUGUAGUCUAUUAGGCAUGAUCAUACUUGUGUAGUCUCUUAGGCAUGAUCAUACUUGUGUAGUCUCUGAGUACGAUUAUAAUUGGGUAGUCUCUUAGGCAUGAUCACACCUGUGUAGUCUAUUAGGCAUGAUCAUACUUGUGUAGUCUCUUAGGCAUGAUCACACCUGUGUAGUCUAUUAGGCAUGAUCGUACUUAUUAGUUUAUUAGGCAUGAGCAAACGUGUCUCGUACAUUAGAAACUUUCCUACCACCCUUUAGAUAUGCUCAGUAUUUCUUUGGUGUCUGUUUGAAGAGCAAACAAAGGUUCUUGUCUUCUUGACAUGACAGUUUAUCAAAUGUUUGUUGUCUUCUUGACAUGACAGUUUAUCAAAUGUUUGUUGUCUUCUUGACAUGACAGUUUAUCAAAUGUUUGUUGUCUUCUUGACAUGACAGUUUAUCAAAUGUUUGUUGUCUUCUUGACAUUACAGUUUAUCAAAUGUUUGUUGUCUUCUUGACAUGACAGUUUAUCAAAUGUUUGUUGUCUUCUUGACAUUACAGUUUAUCAAAUGUUUGUUGUCUUCUUGACAUGACAGUUUAUCAAAUGUUUGUUGUCUUCUUGACAUAAUGUUUGCUGUCUUCUUGACAUGAGAGUUUAUCAAAUGUUUGUUGUCUUCUUGACAUGACAGUUUAUCAAAUUUUUGUUGUCUUCUUGACAGGACAGUUUAUCAAAUGUUUGUUGUCUUCUUGACAUUACAGUUUAUCAAAUGUUUGUUGUCUUCUUGACAUGACAGUUUAUCAAAUGUUUGUUGUCUUCUUGACAUGACAGUUUAUCAAAUGUUUGUUGUCUUCUUGACAUGACAGUUUAUCAAAUGUUUGUUGUCUUCUUGACAUGAGAGUUUAUCAAAUGUUUGCUGUCUUCUUGACAUGAGAGUUUAUCAAAUGUUUGUUGUCUUCUUGACAUGACAGUUUAUCAAAUUUUUGUUGUCUUCUUGACAGGACAGUUUAUCAAAUGUUUGUUGUCUUCUUGACAUGAGAGUUUAUCAAAUGUUUGUUGUCUUCUUGACAUGAGAGUUUAUCAAAUGUUUGUUGUCUUCUUGACAUGAGAGUUUAUAAAAUGUUUGUUGUCUUCUUGACAUUACAGUUUAUCAAAUGUUUGUUGUCUUCUUGACAUGACAGUUUAUCAAAUGUUUGUUGUCUUCUUGGCAUGACAGUUUAUCAAAUUUUGUUGUCUUGUGGACAUCUGCAUUGAUACAAUGUUUAUUUUGUCAUGGAGCGUUCCAACUAUUGAUGUUAUUUUAGGAUUUGAUGAAUCUCUUGUCAUGUACAUCUUUAUUUAUAUCAAUGACUGCCCAACUACUGAUGUUAUUUUAGGAUUUGAUGAAUCUCUUGUCAUGAACAUCUUGAUUUAUAUCAAUGUCUACCCAACUAUUGAUGUUAUUUUAGGAUUUGAUGAAUCUCUUGUCAUGAACAUCUUGAUCUAUGCUAAAUGUCUGCCCAGACCAGAAGCUCCCAAUGAAAUCGAUGAAUUAGUGUUUACAUCGCAAAUGUUGAAAGUUUUUAACUUCACUUCUCCCGUCAUGGUUUCUUUGAUGUUUGGAGGUGAGUGCACAGUGGUCAUUGUGAGGGGGGGGGGGGAAAUAAUGGUUUCUUUGAUGGUUGGAGGUGAGUGGACAGUGGUCAUUGUGAGGGGGGCAGUCAUGGUUUCUUUGAUGCUUGGACGUGAGUGGACAGUGGUCAUUGUGAGGGGGGCAGUCAUGGUGUCUUUGAUGUUUGGAGGUGAGUGAACAGUGAUCAUUGUUUUGGGGGUAAAGUGGUGGCAGCAAAUGUCUUGCCUCAGUGACUGAAUAUUGGACAGACAUUUGUUUUUCAUUUAUGACUUCUUUUUAAAAAUUUAAGGUAAAAUUGGGUUUUGUUAGUUUUUAGGCUAAAUCAACAUGUUGAAAAUGUGUAGAUUUUGGGCUAAAUCAACAUGAUGUUGAAAAUGUGUAGAUUUUGGGCUAAAUCAACAUGAUGUUGAAAAUGUGUAGAUUUUGGGCUAAAUCAACAUGAUGUUGAAAAUGUGUAGAUAUUGGGCUAAAUUAACAUGAUGUUGAAAAUGUGUAGAUAUUGGGCUAAAUCAACAUGAUGUUGAAAAUGUGUAGAUUUUGGGCUAAAUCAACAUGAUGUUGAAAAUGUGUAGAUAUUGGGCUAAAUCAACAUGAUGUUGAAAAUGUGUAGAUAUUGGCCUAAAUCAACAUGAUGUUGAAAAUGUGUAGAUAUUGGGCUAAAUCAACAUGAUGUUGAAAAUGUGUAGAUAUUGGGCUAAAUCAACAUGAUGUUGAAAAUGUGUAGAUAUUGGGCUAAAUCAACAUGAUGUUGAAAAUGUGUAGAUAUUAGUGUUAAAUGAUAAAGGAUUUUCAAAAUAUAAUUGAUUUUGAGCGAGGGUGUGUAUGUGUGUGUGUGUCAUAACUAGACAUGAGUUGGAAUUUAUUGAUGUAAUGACUUAAAUCUAAGAUAUGGCUCCACAAAGGAAUUGUUUGCUGUAUAAUGACUCGUUAUAUGUCCUGCUCCCCUCUUUAUCCCUUCCCCCACUCAGCUGUAAAGAAUCAGAAACUUGGCUACGUGUCUAUAGAAGAAUACUGUAAGCUGAUUUGCAUCUUUCUUACUGAGAACUUGGAUCAGAAAACAAAUUUUGUCUUCAAAGUAUAUGAUCUCAACCAAGAUGGCGAAAUUAACUUUCAGGAGUUGUAUUACUUCUUGAGAGUAAGCAAUAUUUCUUGUACUGGUAUUGGCUAGAUUUGACAGCUGUAUUUUUUUUUAUUUUUUUUUAUUUUUUUUUUUUACUUUUACAGUUACUGGUAUUUGGUAGAUUAGACAUUUUGUUAGGGUUGAGGACACACCAAUGAUAUGACAAGGUGUGUUAGAUUUGAGGACACUCUAAAGAAAUGACAAGGUGUGUUUGGGUUGAGGACACUCCAAUGGAAUGGCAAGGUGUGUUAGGUUUGAUGACACUCCAAUGAAAUGACAAGGUGUGUUAGGUUUGAGGACACUCCAAUGGAUUGACAAGGUGUGUUAGGGUAGAGGAAACUCCAAUGAAAUGACAAGGUGUGUUAGGGUAGAGGACACUCCAAUGGAAUGACAAGGUGUGUUAGGUUUGAGGACACUCCAAUGGAAUGACAAGGUGUGUUAGGUUUGAUGACACUCCAAUGAAAUGACAAGGUGUGUUAGGUUUGAGGACACUCCAAUGGAUUGACAAGGUGUGUUAGGGUAGAGGAAACUCCAAUGAAAUGACAAGGUGUGUUAGGGUAGAGGACACUCCAAUGGAAUGACAAGGUGUGUUAGGUUUGAGGACACUCCAAUGGAAUGACAAGGUGUGUUAGGUUUGAUGACACUCCAAUGAAAUGACAAGGUGUGUUAGGUUUGAGGACACUCCAAUGAAAUGAAAAGGUGUGUUAGGUUUGAGGACACUCCAAUGAAAUGACAAGGUUUGUUAGGUUUGAGGACACUCCAAUGGAAUGACAAGGUGUGUUAGGGUAGAGGACACUCCAAUGAAAUGACAAGGUGUGUUAGAGUUGAGGACACCCCAAUGAAAUGACAAGGUGUGUUAGGGUUGAGGACACUCCAAUAGGGAAAAGGGGUUAUAAAUAAAUUAUGCUGUCAAAACACUAAACAAAUUAACAAAACGAAUUUUUAAUAGUAUUAAUUGAAUUACAAAAAGUAGUUUUGAUGCACUUAGAAAGAACUUUGACUUCAGAAUGUCCUCACAUUUCAGAGGUACACCUCUCCCCAACGAAAUAAUUUGCCUUUUGAACAUCAAGGAUUAAAAAUAAGUGUACUAAUGUUGUAAUAUUGCUUCAUUUUCUUUCUUUGUGAAAGCCGUGCGUGAUAUUGACAGAAUCGGAAGACAUGGAAGCAGAGGAGGCCACCAGAGAGCUGAUCGAGAUUGUUCUAAAGGUCACAGAUAUCGAUGAAAGUGGAUCUAUCGAUCUUCAGGAAUUCAAGUUAGUCUCAGGGUUGCCAAAAAUGUAUCAAAUGCAAAAAUGAAAUCUAGAAGAAUAGUUGGGAUCCUUGUAACAUUGAACUAGUCACGUCAUGUCGAGAUUUGCUCACAUAUCCGUAAAAAGUGUAGCUGUCUGGUGUAAAAAUUUAAGAUAUAUGAGGAGUUGAAACAUGGAGAUAUAUGAGGAGGUGAAACAUAGAAAUAUAUGAGGAGUUGAAACAUGGAGAUUCAUGAGGAGGUGAAAAUGGAGAUAUAUGGGGAGGUCAAACAUGGAGAUAUAUGAAGAGGUAAAACAUGGAGAUAUAUUAGAAGGAAAAACAUAUAUCUCCACAUAUAUCUCCAUGUUUCACCUCCUAAUAUACAUCUCCAUGUUUCACCUCCUCAUAUAUCUCCAUUUUUCACCACCAGAUCUCCAUGGUUCAUCUCCUUAUAUAUCUCCAUGUUUAACCUUAUAAUAUAUCUCCAUGUCUGACCUCCUUACAUAUCUCCAUGUUUUACCUCCACAUUUAUCUCCAUGUUUUACCUCCUCAUAUAUCUCCAUGUUUCGACUCCUCGUAUAUCUCCAUGUUUGACCUCCCAAUAUAUCUCCCUGUUUUACCUCCUUAUAUAUCUCCAUGUUUCAUCUCCUCAUAUAUCUUCAUGUUGUACCUCAUGUUAUAUAUCUCUACGUUUCACCUCCUCAUAUAUCUACAUGUUUUACCUCGUCAUAUAUCUCUAUGUUUCACGUGCCCAUAUAUCUCCAUGUCAUAUAUCUCCAGGAGACUGAUCAAAAACAACGUUCUGUACCUGCAACUCUUGGGACCCUGUUUACCCAUACCAUCAUCGGUUCAAAGGUAACUCUUACUUUAAAUGACAGUCACAUUUUACAUGUUUGGUAACUCUUGUUCUGUGUGAGAAACAAGUGGAUUAAACUUGGUGUUGGCAAGGACCGUCUUGACAUCAACGGGGGCCCUGCGCAAAAUGAACCCUGGAGCAUACCCCUGGAAUAUACCCUGGACCAUACCCCAGGAGCAUACCCCUGGAAUAUACACCUGGAACGUGCCCCCGGAACAUGCACCUAGACAAAUCAGGAAAAUAAAGUUUUUUGAAAUGUAAAUGAUCAAGUAUUGAAGCAAGUGAAGUCUCAGGUUAAUGUAAAGUCUUUGGUUAAAGUGAAGUCUCAGGUUAAUGUGAAAUCUCAGGUUAAUGUUCAGUCUCAUGUUAAUGUUCAGUCCCAGGUUAAUGUGAAGUCUCAGGUUAAUGUGAAGUCUCAGGUUAAUGUGAAGUCUCAGGUUAAUGUGAAGUCUCAGGUUAAUGUGAAGUCUCAGGUUAAUGUGAAGUCUCAGGUUAAUGUGAAGUCUCAGGUUAAUGUGAAGUCUCAGGUAAAAGUAAAGGCCGUGGUAAAUGUUAACGCUCAGGUAUAAUUUUCUUGUGAUAUCCCAUCAUGAAAACAUUUAAUGUGACAAAAAAAAUGUCUACAUUAUGUCACGUAUUAUGUGUAAAUGAUGUCAUGUAAAAUGUGUAAAUGAUGUCAUGUAAAAUGUGUAAAUGAUGUCAUGUAAUAUUUGUAAUGAUGUUAUUUAAAUGGUGUCAUGUCAGGUUCACCGAAACAUUUUAUAGAAAAACUGCAGAAAGUUCAAAACUCUGCUGCUAGGCUUGUUCUUAAGGCAAAAAAACGCGAUCACGUCACUCCACUACUCCACUCACUACAUUGGCUCCCUAUACAGGCACGCAUUGACUACAAGCUGUCUCUUCUCUGUCACAACUUUUUCUCGGAUUCCUGCCCUUCCUAUCUAACUGAACUUCUUUCUGUCUAUUCACCCCUUCGACAACUUCGCUCCUCCGCAGACUCGCGUAUUCUGUCCGUUCCCAAGACACGCACUAAAUUAUAUGGUGAACGAUCUUUCUCUUUCUGCGCCCCCAAACAAUGGAAUUCUUUGCCACUACACAUCCGCAAUAUAACAACCACACAGGCCUUCAAAACUGCACUCAAAACACAUCUAUUUAAACUAUACUACUCUGACUGAUUCUCCUCCUAUAAACCGAUAAACGUACAUGGGUUUCCUUGUAAAAAUGUCUGGUGUAGACCUAUGGUGUUGUUUUGCUUAUAUGUUGUUUUUAUUUCAUUUUUGUUUUUUAUUUUAAUAUUAUGAUUAUGCCUCUUUGCUAUAUAUGUACAGCGCGGUGAGCCCAGCCCUAGGCCGGGGUACCGCGCUAUAUAAGACCACUUAUUAUUAUUAUUAUUAUUAAUACGUUUAAAUUAUGUUAAGUAGUACAAUCUCAGAUGUCGCAUUUUUUUAAACGCAACUUAUUUCUGUUCUAAUAACAUAUUUUCAAUGAUCUUUAACCCACAGAUUCCGAGAGAGACUGGAAGGUAAAGGCACUCACGAAAUAAGGACCAUGUUCAAACACGAGCGGCAAGAAUCAUUGCAAGAGCUCCCAUCAAUUAAUCGUGUCAAGCAAUAUUAUACUGUGACUCUGGAUCUGCCCUAGGACGACACAAUCUUCACGCAGUGCCCUAGAUCUGCCCUAGGACGACACAAUCUUCACUCAAUGCCAUAGAUCUGCCCUAGAACGACACAAUCUUCACGCAAUGCCCUAGAUCUGCCCUAGGUCGACACAAUCUUCACACAAUGCCAUAGAUCUGCCCUAGGCCAACACAAUAUUCACUCAAUGCCCUAGAUCUGCCCUAGGACGACGCUACCUUCACACAAUGCCAUUUAACUUUUUCAAGUCCUAGUACUUAUAUUUCCUCGGCUAUCUUCGCAAAAUUUAGAAAUUAAAAAUUUUACCCAAAGUAAAUAGGCCAAUUCCAGUCUCGGAGAGACUUGCCAAUGUAUCGUAAUGUAAAGAUUACAUUUUAAUAUUAAUUAAGACCAUAUAACAUUGGCCAGAUAACUUUUAAAAAUACACAAAAUAUACACACAAAAUGCACAAAAUAUACACAAAAUAUACACAAAAUAUACACAAAUGAAUCAUAC
This is a messenger RNA of Lymnaea stagnalis (great pond snail), 10032 nucleotides long. Lineage: Eukaryota; Metazoa; Mollusca; Gastropoda; Lymnaeidae. The record is from the annotation of a GenBank genome assembly.